GAAGCAAAAUUUUGUCAAGGGAAAGAUAUUUUCGAGAGAAUGAAUUAUUUGUAUCAGGCUAGUCAUAUGAUAUCGUUAAAAAAUAGAGUUGCUGCUUCUUAUUAUGGAAGUAUGAUGAUGGGUUGUGCGAAGAAAGCUGUGCUGCGAGUGGAGCCAAAUUUAAAAAGAACCGUAUGCAAACAAUGUAAUUCUCCUCUUAUACCUGGAGAGACGGCUAGAGUUAGAUUAUGUUCUAAGCGUGUAAAAGGAGUUAAAUGGACUUGUUUGAUCUGUUUGAAUAGUAAAAUGUAUCCUACUAAAAAAGGAUACAAAUUAUGGAUAGAACAGCCGGAAGCAAUCGUUGAAACACUUCAUUUUCUUCCUAAAAAAAAGUCUACCGACUGUGAUAAAAGUAAAGUAAAGGACGAUAAUAAGACUGAAUCUACUAAUAAUAUGAGGAUAAAAAACAAAUCUGAUAAUAAUCUCAACGUAAAUCCGGACGACGUGAAGUCUAUAAAUUGUAGUCACUAAUAUCGUAUAAUAACUUUGAUGUACGAAUAUUUUUUAUUAAUCACUUACAUAAAAUAUGUUACAAUAUUACAAUAAAUUUGUAAUUAAUAAA
Messenger RNA from Polistes canadensis, 601 nucleotides. It is a transcript of the gene Rpp21, whose product is annotated as ribonuclease P protein subunit p21. Lineage: Eukaryota; Metazoa; Arthropoda; Insecta; Hymenoptera; Vespidae. Gene Ontology annotation, cellular component: nucleolar ribonuclease P complex. The transcript has 3 exons. Bases 40 to 510 code for a protein of 156 amino acids. The record is from RefSeq and is a predicted model, not a curated record. Gene Ontology annotation, biological process: tRNA processing.